GUCUUUCUGUCUGAGUGGAAUGAACACAAAGUUGCUCUCUCACGACUCUCCAGUCUAGAGAUGAAGGAUGAUUUCCUCCAUGGGCUAGAGAUGCUGAAAUCUCUGCAAAGCAGACACAUUGUCACACUGGUUGGCUACUGCGAGGACGACAGCACUAUUCUUACUGAGUACCACCCUUUCGGUUCCUUGAACAACCUGGAAGAGACACUAAACCUUUCAAAGUACCAAAAUGUGAACAGCUGGCAGCAGAGGUUGCAGCUGGCUGUGGAGUAUGUGAGCAUCCUUAACUACCUGCACCACAGCCCUGUGGGAACACGGGUCAUGUGUGACUCUAAUGACCUGCCCAAGACAUUGUCCCAGUACCUGCUGACAAGUAACUUUAGCAUUGUGGCAAAUGACUUGGAUGCCUUGCCCCUGGUAAACCGCAACUCUCAGACAUUUGUUAAGUGCGGCCACAGGGAGCUCCAUGGGGAUUUUGUGGCUCCUGAGCAGCUGUGGCCCUAUGGAAAGGACGCACCCUUCCAGGAUGACCUCAUGCCCUCAUAUGACGAGAAGAUAGACAUCUGGAAAAUUCCGGAUGUCUCCAGUUUCCUUUUGGGGCGCGUGGAAGGGAGUGAUAUGGUUCGAUUCCAUUUGUUCGACAUCCAUAAGGCCUGUAAGAGCCAGGCUCCUGCAGAAAGACCCACUGCUCAGGAUGUCCUGGAUGCUUACCAGAACAUUCUCCACUCACUCAGAGAUUCUGUAACAUCUCAGACAAGAGAAAUGCUGUAGAAACAGGCCACUGGGUGACGGAUGGGCUUCACAGCUGAAUGGCUUUACAGCCAUUCUGCUCGGUUGGCUGGGUCCUUGCAUGAAUUUCCCGUUUCCUUGACUUACCUGCACCUUGGAGUAGGUUCUGUCUCUCCCAGCAACCUGGGCGGAAGUUGCCUGGCAAGAAGAGCUUGCUUCACCGUGCUUCCUGGCAAAGGUGCAGAGAAGUGAAUCUACCCAGUGUUUAAAGGAAGUAAUAAAACAGCAGUGAGAAAGAAGCAUCUCCCCUGAUCACCAGUCUAUAGGCUGCUGAGACAUAGAGGAGGAUUGGGAAGGACAGCACAUGAGAAAACAUGCACUAUUUCUCCAAAGAACGAUUUUCUCCUAAUUUAAAAAGUGGUACUGAAGGCUCCGGAUGUACAGCUCAGUGCUUGGGCACUUGCCUGAUUGUGUGCAAAACCCUGGGUUCAGUCCCUAGCAUUCACGCACACACAUGCACACACUCCCACAGACAAA
Nannospalax galili (Upper Galilee mountains blind mole rat) is the source of this 1266-nucleotide messenger RNA. It is a transcript of the gene Pomk, whose product is annotated as protein O-mannose kinase. Gene Ontology annotation, molecular function: protein kinase activity; carbohydrate kinase activity; ATP binding. Gene Ontology annotation, cellular component: endoplasmic reticulum membrane. Gene Ontology annotation, biological process: carbohydrate phosphorylation; protein O-linked glycosylation; protein phosphorylation. The record is from RefSeq and is a predicted model, not a curated record. NCBI's taxonomy places the organism in Eukaryota, Metazoa, Chordata, Mammalia, Rodentia, Spalacidae.